AUGUCUGAGAAAGAAGAAGACUAUUCUAGCUUGCCUUUAGAUGAGAGAUUAGUACAUAAAGUAUGGAAGGUCAGACUUGGCGCGUAUGAUGAACUUGGCAAACAAUUUCAAGCUUCCAGAAAUGAUCAAGAUCCAUGUUUUGACAUUAGACCGGAAAUACUUAAGGGGGCAUUGCUUGAUCUGAAUGUUGCCGCUCAAGAAUCGGCAUAUAAUGCAUUUAUCCAAUAUUUGAAAUAUGGAGGCACUCCAGCAGUUGUCAAUAGAUUGAAAAAUGUAGGAAUUGUUGGAGCAAUUUGUGAAAAAGGUUUAACUAGUGCAAGGAAGAGUACAAAAGAAUAUGCUAUUGAAUCAUUGUUGUUAUUAAUUGAAAUAUCUAAAGAUCCUAAUACAAUUAUUGAAGAUAUAGUUCCUUAUUUAGGAAAUAGACUUCCUAAACUUGUGGCUGGUUGUGUUGCUGCUUUGGCAAAUAUCAUUGAGAAUUUUGGUUGUAAAAUUGUUCUGCCAAAGAAUAUUAUUCCAUCAUUAGGCAAAUUAUAUGGUCAUGCAGACAAAAAUGUUAGAGCGGAAACAAAGUCACUUACACUUGAAUUAUAUAAAUGGAUGGGUGAUUCUUUAUCAACUAUUUUAUUUCCUGAUUUAAAACCAGUCCAACAAAAAGAAUUGACUACUGCCUUUGAAGCAGUUAAAGGAUCUGCGGUAGAACAAAAAAGAUUAACCCGGACUCAAAAAGAAGAAUUCGAAAGAGCCAAUCAACAAUCCAACGCUGGUGAAGAUGCUGGUGAUCAAGAUAUUGAGAUGUCAGAUGCAUCAAAUGAAGCAGAAGAAUUUUUUGACCCUCUUGAAUUUGUAGAUCCAGUAGAAGUAUUAUCAAAGCUUCCAGAUGAUUUUAAUGCAAGAAUAUCAUCUGCUAAAUGGAAAGAUAGAAAAGAAGUCUUGGAUGAGAUUGUUCCAAUAUUUGAAAAGGCUCCAAAGCUUGUAUCUAAGGAUGACUAUUCUCCUCUCUUGAGAAUUUUUGCAAAAUGCAUGAAAGAUGCCAAUAUUCAAGUUGUUGAGUUGGCUGCCAGUUGUAUUCGAAUGAUUGCUCAAGGUUUAGGUCCUGGUUUCCAAAAAUAUCAAUCAUAUGUUUUGCGACCAGUAAUCGAAAGAACUAAAGAAAAGAAGCCUUCUGUCGUAACCGCAUUGGAUGGUGUGUUGGAUGCUAUUUUCAAUAUUUCUGGUCUUAGUGGAAUUCUUGAAGAAGCAGUUGCUGGAAUGAAAUUGAAAACUCCACAAAAUAAAAUAGCAGGAGCAAAUUAUGUCCAAAGAUGUCUUGCUGCUACUACUGUACCUCCGAAAUCUGCGGAAAUUGAUUCCAUCAUGGAAAUUGGUACAAAAUUACUUGGAGAAUCACAAGAACCAAUUAGACAAGCAGCCACUGAAAUGAUAGGAACUUUAAUGAAAAUUACUGGACCAAGAGAAUUAAACACAUUCCUUGAAAGUGUGCAAGAGAAUAGAAAGACCAAGAUUGUUCAAUAUUCCGAAACCGUUGAAGUGAAAUGUAAAUCUGUUGCUUCGAAACCACCGUCUCGUGCAAGUGCUAAAGCAUCCAGUCCUGCUGUUGCACCAGCUCCCGCUCGUACUGCUGUGAUGAACAAAAAACCAUUACAUCCUAGUCCUGCUAAUACAUUAAAACCUUCAACCAGAAUGACAAAUUUAUCAUCAAUACCGGCUAAGAGAACUGCAACUUCUCCAGCAAAAAGAGAUGAUGGGAAGGUGGGUAACUAUGGUAGGGGCCUCACUAGUCUCUCCUUGGCGAAGCCACUUCCGGGAAAUCAACUUUCUUCUUCUCCUUCUUUGGGGCAUUCUGAUAUGCAAGCAACUAGAAACCAAGAUGAAAUUAAUUCCUUAAAAGCUGAAAUUAAGAAGUAUCAAUUGCAACAACAAAAAGAUCAACAAAGUAUGAGUGAGUUACGGGAAUUGAAUACUCGAUUACAACAAGAAUGUGAAUCUUUAAAAUCUCGAUUGGAGAACUAUGAAAGAGAAUCGACGAUUUCUCUUAAACACAAGGAUACCCAAUUUAGUCAAUUACGUGCUGAAUUUAAUAAAUCGCGAGAAAGAAUUGCCCAAUUAGAACAAGAAAAUGAGAGCCUUAAGACUAGAAAUAAUACCCUCAAUAGAAGUCCAUAUCGACCAGGAUCAAUAGUGGAUUCUCCAAUGAGAGUCACGUCAAGUGAAAUAAGUUCGGGAGUUAAACGAUUAUCCAUUGAACCUACACCACCUAGCCAUCUUGGAAUCCAUACUUCAAGAUCAUCAAAUGCUAUUUUUAAUUCUGGUAUGAUUUCGGCUGAUUCAAUGGAAAUUGAUAUCUCUAGUGAUUGGAAAAAGGCGGCCGAUGUUACUGAUCAAUUAAGGGCUCGUAUUCAAAGAAUGAAAGCUAGAACUAGGAAUAGCUCCUUGAAUGUAUAG
Molecule: messenger RNA, 2445 nt
Organism: Hemisphaericaspora subhashii
Lineage: Eukaryota; Fungi; Ascomycota; Pichiomycetes; Serinales; Debaryomycetaceae
Exons: 1
Coding region: 1-2445 (814 amino acids)
Biological process (GO): mitotic spindle organization; microtubule polymerization; establishment or maintenance of microtubule cytoskeleton polarity
Cellular component (GO): spindle pole body; centrosome; spindle pole
Molecular function (GO): microtubule plus-end binding; microtubule plus end polymerase activity
Source: RefSeq, a predicted model, not a curated record